AUGAGCCAUGAUGAGGAGAUUGCGAGGAGGCUGUUGGUCGAGCUGAAUCACGGGGCCAUCUGCAUCCCAGGAGAUGACGGCCUGGUGAUCCUCAGUAGCGAUAGUGAGGAAGUGGUCACCGAGGAGGAGGAGGACACCGAGGAGGAGGAGGUGAAGGACGAACCCGUGGGCAGUGGGUCACCGUCGAGGAGAUUGGUUGCUCCCAUCUCAUCAGCGAGUUCCCUAAAGAGCUUGGUGACAAUAGGAGGUGGUGCCUUCUCCAGUUAUCUUAGAUUAGGGUCCUAG
Molecule: messenger RNA, 285 nt
Organism: Miscanthus lutarioriparius
Lineage: Eukaryota; Viridiplantae; Streptophyta; Magnoliopsida; Poales; Poaceae
Source: the annotation of a GenBank genome assembly